CUCACUGACUGACGUUUUCAGAAUCAAACACUCUCUACUUUAUCUAUCAUUGGGCAGUAAGCCUUGUAGGUUGGCUUCGGACCGGGUUCGUGCUUUCUUCGACAUGUUCAACAAGCAUCCUUCACAAUUUCUGGGCAAGACCGAUCCCAAAGAUCCAGCUCAGGUCAAAGUCGCGGUGGAGAAUAUGAAGAAAUGGGCGCGAGGCAAGCUGAAGAAGGGCACUUUGAGAGAAGUCGCAGGAAGGGGAGGCAAGCUGGAGCAAUUAGAAAUCGAGUUUGCUCAUCGAGGGUACCAGGAUAUUUUCUACCUGACACGAUUCGAGCUGUCCCUUCCCCCCUCACGCCUUAAUCUUCCGCAACCCUCAUCCCCAGUCGCUAAGACGCUCGCAGACGCCAAUUUUCCUCUUCGUAAUCUGGCUCAGUCCACGCCAUCUGGUCACUCUCGGAAACAAGACGAUGCUCGUCGCCAGAAUUCGCCAGAAGAUGCAAAACACGUCGCGCCGCCCGUAGCUGCGGCGCCAACAAUGACACCAGCACGAGAGGACAAGGGCAAGCGAAUGACUGUCGGAGUGAAGGAGAUCACCUGGGGCAAACAAGACUCCAAAACCGCUCCCAAAGUUCCUACUCAGGCAUCCGGCCCGUCCACUCCUCCCUCCCCUAUACUGUACGUGCCGCCUAGACCUCCGCAUCCAGAAGCGGCUGCGAAGCUCGAUUCGCCGAUAAAGAUGGUGACCCCCUCUAAGGAUUACCCUAGUGUGCCGCCUGGUGCCGGCGUUGCGAGUACCAGGCCGCCCGGCGCAGGCAUAGCAAGUACAGGUAUAAAACCGGGUCAAAUAGCUCCAGUAUCGAUCCUCCAAACGAGCUCAACCAUGCCGCCUCCUCGAGUGUCAAUGCUUGACCCUUCUUCCGCCACCAAAACAAUCGUCGACCGAGCGCGCCAUUCUUGGCAGUUGGCCAGACCGCUGCGGUCGAGGAAGAAGAGAUCAAAGAGACUCUGAGUGAUGAGCCGCCGCGAUUGCCAGAGAUUGCCUCUGCGCCAUUGACCUCCACAAUUUCAGUCACGGAGGAAAAGGGUCAGCUUCCAGUCGUCACUGCAGGAACCGAAAGGCCAGCCUUGAAGCCAAUCAGCGUUAACGUUGCACCAAUCGCGGAGAGUUCGGCUGUCGAUACUGCUGCAGUUAAGGAAGCGGCCGCGAAGCGUGCUCUGGAGGAGAAGAUCAAAGCUUUGCAAAACGAACUCGACA
This is a messenger RNA of Kockovaella imperatae, 1243 nucleotides long. RefSeq lists its product as hypothetical. The record is from RefSeq and is a predicted model, not a curated record. NCBI's taxonomy places the organism in Eukaryota, Fungi, Basidiomycota, Tremellomycetes, Tremellales, Cuniculitremaceae. Bases 104 to 997 code for a protein of 297 amino acids. The transcript is spliced from 5 exons.